Molecule: messenger RNA, 573 nt
Organism: Acaulospora colombiana
Lineage: Eukaryota; Fungi; Glomeromycota; Glomeromycetes; Diversisporales; Acaulosporaceae
Source: the annotation of a GenBank genome assembly
AUGGAGGCAACUGAUGAAGAAAAGAGAUGGUGGUUUGAAGGAAUUCGUCCGUGCAUUAACAAUGAAAGAAAUGUACCAUUCAAGGAGUUUGCCGAGAAAUCUGAAAAGGCUAAAGCUAAAAGAUUUUGGGACCAUGAUAAGGGCACUGUGAUGAUUAUCGAAUUACCAUAUGGUGACCAUGAGGGCGCAAUUUGUGAAUUCAUUAGUCGAUUUCGCAAUCACUUCAAUAAUAUGGCAUCUCAAGAUGACAUUAGAUGCUGGGGAGCGAAAAGUUUAUACGAUCUGGCGACAGGUGAAUACAAAGAACCCGAUGCCUGUUUUGUGCCUCGACGUCUGUUAAAUCUGCCAAACCCUGUUCUUAAUCCAUGCGACAAUGGCGGGAAUCCGUGGCCAACUAUUAUCCUCGAGGUUGCUUCCUUUGAAAUACUUGAUCAUGUAAAGAAUAAGGUCAAUAACUUUUGGUUAAUCCCAAACCGUUGCGAAGAUGUCCUUCCACAAACUUCAGAUCCUGGGGUUGCUAUCGAUUUGUAUGAUAUACAACAGGCAGUUUUUGAUGCCAUGGAUAAGAAUUGA